Molecule: messenger RNA, 923 nt
Organism: Arachis ipaensis
Lineage: Eukaryota; Viridiplantae; Streptophyta; Magnoliopsida; Fabales; Fabaceae
Product: putative F-box/LRR-repeat protein At4g13960
Molecular function (GO): protein binding
Source: RefSeq, a predicted model, not a curated record
UGUGUGAGAGUAAAGAUGUGGUUACUUGAACAAUUGCCCAAGAUUCCAUUCCUUGAGAGUUUGAUAUUGAAACAUUGUUCUUUGUGUGAGAGGAUUAAUAUUUCAGGUUCUCAACUCAAGUUCUCGGAGUUAACAAAUUGCUCUAACUUGAAAGAGAUCAAUAUUGAUGCUCCAAAUUUAUUAUCAUGUGAGUAUAGUGGAAAAGAUGAACCUGUUAUAUCUUUUCGUGGAAUUUCUAAUCAACUAGAAGUCAAUGCUCAUAUCCACUUGAAUCAUCAGGAUGCUGAUAGAUUGAGGCAAUUUAUCCAAAAUAUUGUACCCCAAGAGGUUUUGACGUCUCUGUUUGUUUUUAUCAUCCAACCAUAUCCAAUUAUAGAAAGCGUAGAUAUAUUGCAAGGUUCAUCAUCUCUACCAAGUAUUAAACACAUGCAAUUAUGUGUUGUCUCGGAUAGGCAAACUUGCUAUUUUCCUGUUAUGAAUUGGUUGCUUUCAAGUUGCUUCCCGGAAACUAUUUCAUUCAGCUUGCAUUAUAAUUUUAAUAUGAGGGCAUUCAUGGUGUAUUUCUAUGAGAUGCUAAUGGGAAGUAAGAAGGGUGAGUGCUAUUACUUUUCAAGGGGUCCUGAGUGUUGGUGGCAUGGCUUGAAAGUUGUCAAGAUCACACAUCUAGAAAGGACUUAUGAAAUUGUUAAAGAUCUCAAGGCCAUGUUAAAUACAUUGCCCUUAUCUCGUAAUUACGAUGAAGAAUUUAUUACUUUUACCUUAAAGUUGUAAUCUUGCUAUUAUUAGCUGAUAGACAUUCCUCAUUUGAAUUAAAACUUAGGUGUUGCUACUUUCUAAGAUGUGCCUAUGCUUUUAUUUUAGUGCCUAUGUAUAUACGAAGCUGAAUCUCUUUGCUCAAGUUAAUUGAUGUGAUCUAUUAGUGG